This is a messenger RNA of Candidozyma haemuli, 1386 nucleotides long. RefSeq names its product DNA-binding transcription factor (gene CAP1). The transcript has a single exon. The record is from RefSeq and is a predicted model, not a curated record. Bases 1 to 1386 code for a protein of 461 amino acids. NCBI's taxonomy places the organism in Eukaryota, Fungi, Ascomycota, Pichiomycetes, Serinales, Metschnikowiaceae. Gene Ontology annotation, cellular component: RNA polymerase II transcription regulator complex. Gene Ontology annotation, molecular function: DNA-binding transcription activator activity, RNA polymerase II-specific; transcription cis-regulatory region binding.
AUGACCGAUUCUAAAAGAGAACAUCCAGAUUUCGCCGACCCCCCGGCUCUUGCUCAUGACGACAAGAAAGCCCAUGUCAAGCCAGGUAGAAAGUUUUCCAACACAGAACCAAAGUCCAAGAGAACCGCUCAGAAUAGAGCCGCCCAGAGAGCCUACAGAGAGAGAAAGGAGAAGAAAAUGAAGGACUUGGAGGAUAAGGUCGCCGACUUGGAAGACAGAAACAUCAAGGCUGCUACAGAACAGGACUUGUUGAAGGCCCAGAUUGACUUGUUGAAGCGUGAGCUUGCUCGUCACAGAGGUCACCUGGACUUUUCGGACCUUCAGUUGCCCACUUCCGUUGGAAAAUUGACCAAUCCUAACCCAGAUCGUAAGGAAAACAAGCCCAAGGCUAGUCCCGGCAAAUCCGGUAGCGCCGAGUUCCCAUGGGCUGAGCAAAACUUACAUUCUGUUCCUUCCGGUUACUCCGAUAGCUCCAACCAGCACUUGCCAGACUUGGUCAGCGGCUCCUCACUGUCUACGUCACCAAACGAGAACAAUUUCGUCUCUCCAGACUCACAGAACAGCGAAUCUCUACCUGCCCUGCUGAUACACAUGAACCUCAGUCCUCUGAACCAGUUCAAUAUCUCGCCCAGGUACGAGGAGCAGCUUGAUCCUUUCUGUGUGAAGCUCAACGAAGCUUGUGGUACCAAGCAGAAGCCUGUGCCAAAGUAUCGUCGUGAGGGCGGUAACAUCCCACCGGUCAGAGAUGAGGACUUGCCUCAGCCUGUUACCCAAGAUAACGAUUUCCAAACACUUUUCACGCCGGCAGAGAACAUAAACGAUCCUUUCUUCACUGAUUCUUCCAACUACAACUUCGAAUUUCCUUCUAACGACGAACAAAACGACCUUCUAUCGUUCUAUAACGACAACAACUUUGACGUGUCGCUAGCUUUCGGUAACCCUACCAACGAGCUAGAGAACAGACAGGAUAAAUCAGGUCUAAUCGAUGGUCUCGUCACAGAAGAGUCUGCCUACGAUCCACUUGGCAGUGUCAACACAGAUUUCAACUUUAACGAGUUUGUCAAGAGCAGCUUGCCUUCUGACGCCAGUUCGAGAACGAAUUCCGUUAGCGGUGCACACAGAUCCACGCUGUCGGUGACAAGCUAUAACUCCAACAGUCCUGCUAUCAAGGAAGAGGCCAAGGACGAAGAGUUUGUGCCAGCUUCAGAAAAGACAAUUAAGUGUUCUGAGAUCUGGGACCGUAUCACUUCUCAUCCAAGGUACACUGAGUUGGACAUUGAUGGUUUGUGUAACGAGUUGAAGAGCAAGGCCAAGUGUUCCGAAAAGGGAGUGGUCUUGGACCUGAAGGAUGUGAACAAGCUUAUUGAAAAGUCCGUCAGGACAUAA